AUGCUUGGCUUGAGUGAGGCGAUGCUACUGGGCAAAAGGCUCGGAGUUGACCCGCAAGUACUGGCCGACAUCAUCAACAACUCCACAGGGCGUUGCUGGUCUAGUGAAGUGGAUCUUCCAACAAUCAAUCAUCCAGUCCCUGAGGUCAAGGCCGGAGACUCUAGCCCUCCGGCCCACCGGAACUACGAGGGCGGCUUCGUUACUAAGUUGGCUCACAAGGACCUUGCUCUUGCUGUUUCAGCUGCCGAAGAGGCGAGUGUGCCUCUUGCGGUGGGACGGUGCGUUGAGGAGACGUAUCGACCACUGGCUAGAUCCAAGGAGUUCGGAGACCGUGACUUCAGUGUGAUCUACGAGGCUCUUGAUUCUCUUGGCUCGGCUGCGCGGAGCUCCAAGCUGUAG
Molecule: messenger RNA, 399 nt
Organism: Fusarium keratoplasticum
Lineage: Eukaryota; Fungi; Ascomycota; Sordariomycetes; Hypocreales; Nectriaceae
Exons: 3
Coding region: 1-399 (132 amino acids)
Biological process (GO): L-valine catabolic process
Cellular component (GO): mitochondrion
Molecular function (GO): NAD binding; 3-hydroxyisobutyrate dehydrogenase activity
Source: RefSeq, a predicted model, not a curated record